Molecule: messenger RNA, 1332 nt
Organism: Phragmites australis (common reed)
Lineage: Eukaryota; Viridiplantae; Streptophyta; Magnoliopsida; Poales; Poaceae
Product: zinc transporter 1-like
Exons: 2
Coding region: 74-1105 (343 amino acids)
Biological process (GO): zinc ion transmembrane transport
Cellular component (GO): membrane
Molecular function (GO): zinc ion transmembrane transporter activity
Source: RefSeq, a predicted model, not a curated record
GCUUCUCUCUCUCUCUUUCUCUUGUGCAUGCGGGAAGAAUUGAACUUGAUUAGCCCAGAGCCACCAUACCACCAUGAUCAGCAUGAGGAAGACGUCGUCGGCGCUCCUUUGCACCCUGUUCCUCCUCUCUCUGACUCUGCUGUGCUUCCACCAGGCAAGCGCCCAUGGCGGCAUCCACGACGGCCACGAGGACGCUCCGGCGCCGCCCGUCCAAUGGGUGGUCAACCUGCGUUCCAAGGGCCUGGUCGCCGUCAAGGUGUGGUGCCUGGUCAUCCUGUUGGUCUUCACCUUCCUCGGCGGCGUGUCCCCCUACUUCUACCGCUGGAACGAGGCCUUCGUCCUCCUCGGCACGCAGUUCGCCGCCGGCAUCUUCCUUGGGACCUCGCUCAUGCACUUCCUCGCCGGAUCCACCUCCACCUUCAGGGGCCUCACCAAGAGCCACUACCCAUUCUCGUACAUGCUCGCCUGCGUCGGCUUCCUGCUCACCAUGCUCGCCGACUGCGUCAUCGUCGCUGUCGCGCGCAGGAACCGCGACAGAGUCGAUGGGGCCGAUGAAUCUGGACAGGGCCGUAGCAAGGAGGACGGCAGCGGCGGCGCUGACGCGGCGCACCACCCGAUGUUCGUGAGGACCUCAUCCUUCGAGGACGCCAUCCUGCUCAUCGUCGCGCUCUGCUUCCACUCCGUCUUCGAAGGGAUCGCCAUAGGCGUCUCAGCAACGAAGAGCGACGCGUGGCGGAACCUGUGGACGAUCGGGCUGCACAAGAUCUUCGCGGCUGUGGCCAUGGGCAUCGCGCUGUUGCGCAUGGUCCCGAAGCGGCCGUUCCUGAUGACGGUGGCCUACUCGCUGGCUUUCGCGGCGUCGAGCCCCGUGGGUGUGGGCAUCGGCAUCGGCAUCGACGCCACGGCAGAGGGUCGUGUGGCGGACUGGAUUUACGCUAUCUCCAUGGGGUUCGCCACGGGGGUGUUCGUCUAUGUCGCCAUCAACCACCUCAUGGCCAAGGGCUACCGCCCCCAGGAGCCCACCCGUGUGGACCGCCCCAUCUUCAAGUUCCUCGCCGUGCUCCUCGGCGUUGCAGUCAUGGCUAUUGUCAUGAUCUGGGACUAGACUCAUCAUCCACUUACGGAUCGACUCAUCCGGCCUAUUUGGAUUAUUUCAUGCUUCCUUGCAUUGCAUGCUUGUUGAUGUCUGCCUGCCUGCUAAUAAGGCUAUGCAUUAGGAUUAAUGGCUAUUGUCAUGUAUGGCCUUGCAUUGCAGUCAUGGCUAUUGUCAUGUAUGGCCUGGUCGAAUUUUCAGUUGUGUGUGAUCUCAAAUUGUUCGAUCUUUUUGGGUCA